AUGUUGUCGCAUCAAGUGGCAGCAUGUGUCAUGGACAGUGGUUAUGAUUCACAUGGACUCCGCUGGCAACGACGGGCUCUCCAGUGGCUUCCCGGCAACCUUCCACCUCCUGAUCGUCAAGCGGCGCGCAUCGAGAUCGAGCCAAGAUCCAACAGAACAUCUCAUACAACAACCGUGGCAAAACCCUUGUGGUACAACAGCCUGAAGUCGGUGGGUGGUGUUGUAGCAGAGGGGCUGGCGAAGGAGUGCGUGUUCGGGAAGAAUUCAACCGACGGAGGCGGAACGAAAGGGAUCCCAGGUAUGAUAAAGCCGCGAUGGGAGCUGGGUGCGCUACUCACCGUUGCUUGCUUCAGCAGCGCGCAGCAGGGUACUACUUCAUCCGAUUGCAGCGACUCCUGGAUUAGUGAUGGAAUGUGCGACUCAUCGAACAACAACUCCAACUGCGACUAUGAUGGCGGCGACUGCUGCUCAUGCGACUGCUUCGACGACACCUACGAGUGCGGUUCUGUCACUGCCUUCACCUGCAUCGAUCCUUCAUCGUCCUGUACCUAUCACCAUUACUACGACGACGACGGAGAAGAAUGGGCCGCCUUUACCCCUAGUCCUUUCUACACCGUCACCUUAAGCCCAACGGCCUACCCCCAGUACCACUUUGAUGACGACUCCUACGACAGCCCGACCUACUAUGACGGCUUCCUCGAUGACGACGACACCGACUUCACUCCGAGUCCUGCCGUCUACGUUCAUUCCUCUGACACGGAUCACGACGGUGACUCCUUUGACAGUCCAACCUACUCUGACGGCUUCCUCAAUGACGACGACGAAGACGAAGCCGACAACGACAAGGCCACCUCUGAUGAUGGCGAUGAUGAAGCUCCAGUGGGCGCUAUCGUCGGUGGAGCAGUCGGGGGAACGGCUUUUUUGGCGGCUGCCGCCGUAUUGGGGUACUUGUUCUUCACGGGUCGCCUGAAGUGCUCCAAGUGCAGCAGCUCCUCAGACCCUCCAGCAGCUCCUACCCCUGCUGGUGACGGUUCUACCCGAGCGGCGACCAAGGCAUACCCUGCGCCUGUGGCUGCUGGUGGUGGUGUUCCUGGUGGUCCGCAUACUGAUCUUCCUCCUCCUCCUCCUGCCGUUUUAGCCCCUGCUGGUGACCGCUCAGCCCAAUCGGCGACUGCGACAUUUCCUGAGCCCAUGGCCUCUGCUGCUACUGCUCCUGCCGCUCCCGCUAGUGAUCUUCCUCCUCCUCCUGCAUAUGGUAGUUAUGAUCACGACGCGACGACUACUGCGGCCCCUCCGCCACCUUAUGGUCAUCCGGUCAACCAGUAUCCCCAACCAAAAUGAAUUUCGCCCGGGUUUCUCUACGGGAUUACACCAAAGAUGUCCUUUCAUUUGGCUUGGCAGGCCGCUGACAGCAGGGGGAGGGGUGGAUUGACAACGGAGCGGGUCGCUAGUGGGCAGGCUCUGGUUGGCCAGCAGAGGUAUUCCAUACUCUCUGGGGUGUAUGUAUGUUUGAAGUGUGUCGUCUACGACGGGUGUGGAAACUGCAAAUACAGUUUUUGGAUCCUGGUCGGAUACACAAUGUAAGUAGACUGAGCACCUUUUGGCCUACCUGUCAGCCUGUGUCCUACAUGGUAAUCGUUCCGGCUUUCCGGGCCGAGCAAGUCAGUUUUAUGUCAAUGUUGCCCUGUUCUUGUGAUAUUUUUCCUUUCGUGUUCGCCUCCUUUUCACGAGGAGUUAGGGUCGUGGCGCCGAGCAUACAUACAUGCGUGGGUCGAAGUGCUCCCAUCUUUGGUCAAAACCCGAUCUUCGGUCCGCGCUCUUGUGGUGUUUUCAGAAACCGUUUUUUUCUCCCUUCACCAGGCACGGGCUAAGUGCAGUUCUUGGCUCAUAGGUGCAAUAUUUUCCAGGUUUGUUUAUUGUCCUGUGUUUUAUUUUUCUCGGUCGCGGCGCGUGUGCACUUGUUGCACAUCAAGACCCAUGGUUAGUUUCACGAGAAAAGAGAGGUACGUCUGCUGAGACUGGAUAAUCUACACAAAGAGACAGCCCAUGAUGUGUUCACAAUUAUCUCCUGGACUGCGAUCGACGUGCACAGUUGAAUCUGCAUCGUGUCUUCAAAGGUAUCGAACUGAGUGUCCAGGGCGUUCUCUGUACACACCCGGCUUUUGCGUUUCCGCUGUCUGUGUAGUGCAUCUAGAGCCUUUUUUUUGCGUACGCCCUGAGAGUGUCAGACAUUCUAUUGUGAGUCCCUGCCCUACCCGUGGAGAGACAGGGCUUGGAGAAGGGAGCGGUCACCCAAGAAUAGGGUCGGUUACCCCGUAGAAGACCACCCUGUGUACUGUAUUUGGAAGCAUUCCGUCGACAUUUCAAGUAACAUCGACCAUGGACUACAGCAUAGUCUACCCAUACAAGUACGGUAUGACUUAAGAAUCUAUCGGCGUCUGUAUCCAGCUGGAAAAGGAGGAACUCUUCUUCUUAGACGACUUGCCAGUACACCCCUACAUGUAGUCUAUUUCAUAUUCUGCAGUUCUGAGUUUCGCCGUUCUUGAGCAGAACUGCGAACGUGCCAAUUAUGGCGUCUUUCGAGUGGCGUGAAGUUUUUUGCAUUUCUCACUCAUGCCUCCAGAGCUUCGCCCAGAAGAACGAAGAGCAAGUGGGUGCCCAACAGAACUGGUCCACCGAACGACGUCAAAUGAAUUGCAGCCUGCGAGAAUGUUUAUCGCUCAGUAUUUCCAACGAAACACUUACGAAGAGGACAACAGUAUCACAUCCUUCCACAGCAUGAGUGAAUACAUCGCUUCAAUUCGAGCCUAUCCAGCUCCACGGGACCUCGUGACAUGACGCCGACGCCGCUCGCUGUCUCCUUUGCUCCGAUCAAGUACCAGUAGAGACGAGAGAGAACCGCCGGUGCACGUCGAGCACCCUAGGAUGUCGAAGAAGAAAGUGACUCGAUUGAAAUCGUCUUCACCAACGUACUAUGCAACAAUGAGCACGCGCAAUUCCCACCGCGACGCGGACAGACUAAGGGUUCCACGGAAUAUUACGACAGAAACCUUCCGGAAGUAUUCCGGGUUCAGCAAAAUAUCCAAAGAACACCAGAAGAUACCUACGCGUCCGAUCAAGGGUAUAACAAGUGUCGUUUCAUCCUUGAAUUUGAAUAUAAAAUGUUGGACUUGGUGCGCAUAUGCAUAUGCAUACCUGGAAUGCAAUGAGAAGUCCGCUCGCAGAUAGUAGAAAUAAACUUGGUUAGAGAUACCAUGUUAAGGAACGGACACUGGGUUACGCACUGCAGUGAUGGCGCGACCGUUUGUACGCGUGAAGUGUACAUCGAAAAUUCAGAAUUAGCUGCAGCGGAAUAGGCCUUGCUACAUACAGCUACGAGAGCUUACGCUGAUCAGCCUCCUUUUUACGACAGCGACAACGAUCACCCGUGUCAUCUCCGUGAAGACUACCCUUGUUUGCGACAGCAGCCACAAAUCAACGUAGCGGUUUCGUCGUGCAAGUCUGGCGUCAGUCAGACCGGACAUGGCUGGCUGCGUGCCGGCGGUCUCAGGUAUGUUAGCAAGCAGAAGACCAUCGCAAUCGCAAGACGUGCGCCACGGGCGCCGGGACAAACAAUCAAGGACUUAACAGCAUACACAGCAGGGGUGAUGCGCACCGACGAGGACACCUACGGUUUCCCUCCUGCAGCGAUUUGGGAGCGCCGACAACAUGCCUCACGAACGAUAGCAACAUACGGAAUUAAAUCUAGACUAUAGAAAGUCUGCAGCGGUCCGAACCCCGAAUGGACCUCAGCCUCGAUCCUUGCUGAGGGUAAGAACUCGUCGUGAUUUUCGUUCGGUGAACAGAGAAUCAUUACUUCCAUCGGAACGUCUCGCUUUCGACUAAGCAGAAACCCCCAGCAGCUCAUAUACACAUUCUUAGCACGGGAUGCACGCACAUGAUUCCGAAAAAGAAUCGGUUCGAGACCACUCGAGUGUCCCAU
Molecule: messenger RNA, 3982 nt
Organism: Ectocarpus sp. CCAP 1310/34
Lineage: Eukaryota; Phaeophyceae; Ectocarpales; Ectocarpaceae
Source: the annotation of a GenBank genome assembly